UUACUUUUAAGCCUCAAGCUCUCGUACCUACACAAAUAACGAUAGAAAAUUGAAGUUAGCGUUAAAACUCCUAUUCAUUGAUGUUUUUUUGUUUGUUUUUGCUAUAGUUAUCGGUCAGAAACUACGAAAAUGCAAUGCGAUGUGUACGAUAAUUUGGCAACGCUGGUGUUUACAGACAGACCGAUGAUGGCAGGGCGGCGCGAGGACUGACGAUUUUUCCUGCUGCUGCCACCCUUGAUAUCGCUGCACCAUGGCGGCGGGGCCCAUAGCAGAGCGCAACCAAGAUGCCACCAUAUAUGUUGGAGGGCUGGACGACAAGGUGUCGGAGGGGCUGCUGUGGGAGCUGUUUGUGCAGGCGGGGCCGGUGGUCAACGUUCACAUGCCAAAGGACCGGGUCACCCAGCAGCACCAGGGCUAUGGCUUCGUCGAGUUCAUGGGCGAAGAAGAUGCAGACUAUGCUAUCAAGAUUAUGAACAUGAUAAAGCUUUUUGGGAAGCCUAUACGAGUGAACAAGGCAUCAGCACAUCAAAAGAACCUUGAUGUGGGUGCCAACAUCUUCAUUGGUAACCUGGAUCCUGAGGUGGAUGAAAAACUGCUUUAUGAUACCUUCUCGGCCUUCGGUGUCAUCCUGCAAACCCCCAAGAUCAUGAGGGACCCAGAUACAGGGAACUCCAAGGGCUAUGCCUUCAUUAACUUUGCAUCAUUUGAAGCCUCUGAUGCAGCCAUUGAGGCCAUGAAUGGACAGUACCUGUGUAACCGAUCCAUCAGCAUCUCCUAUGCCUUCAAGAAAGACAGCAAGGGGGAGCGACACGGUACAGCUGCCGAACGUCUGCUGGCUGCCCAGAACCCUCUGUCACAGGCCGACAAGCCUCACCAGCUGUUUGCAGAUGCUCCCCCUCCACCCACCCAGUCAGCUCCCCCACCUCCUGCACCUCCUCCACCCCCAUCAUCAGCUGGGGUGGCACCCAAUGCCCACCCAGGCAUGUCUGUUCCUCCUCCUGGCAUGCUUGUGCCUCCCCCACCACCUGUCCCACCCCCACCUGGCACUACCUCCUCAAUGCCUCCCCUACCCAGUGCUCCACCCACAACAUCGGUGCCUCCUCCCCCUGGCUCUGCUCCACCCCUGCCUCCAAUCCCUCCUCCACCGUCCAAACCUCCCCUGCCAGGUCAGCCACCACUACCCCCUUCAGGGCCCCCAGGGCCUCCUCAAGGGUCCCAUGGCCAUCAGAAUCAGGGCCCAUAUGGCCAGUAUCCUCCCCGCCCUGGGAUGCCCCCACCUCCAUGGCAAGGUGGGCCAGGCAUGCCCCCUCAUCCCCCGGGCAUGCCUCCCCCACGCUCUGGCCCCCCUGGCAUGCCUCCCCCGCCAGGCAUGAGGCCUCCUCCACCAGGAUGGAGACCCCCUCACCCUGGAGGGCCACCAGGAAGGCCACCCUUUGGCAGGCCUCCCUACCCUCCACGUGGGCCGCCAGGGCCUCCACCCAUGCCAGGGAUGGGACCAGCCAUGCGAGGUGGUGGGCCACCCCUUCCUCCAGGACCCCCUCCUUCUGGGGGCCCUGGAGGACCCAUGCCUCCAGGGCCUCCACCGAGGGGCAUGAGGCCACCUCCACCAGGGGUGUCUGUCCCUAAUUCUCAGGGUGGCCCUCCUCCUCCGGGCAUGGCACCCCCUCCUCCUCCCCCUCGUCCCCCGCUGCCUCCCCCACCACCAGGAGGAGAAAAGUAAUAAGGGGUGGAGAGCAGCACUACUUUAUGCUUUAUUCCCUAUCUAGUUAUAUAUUUUUUAUUCAGCCAUAACAGAAUAUUGUUGCUGUGCUGUUGCAUAUUGACAAGCAAACAGUAUGUUAGAAAUGUCAAUUACAGUUUGCACAAUAAACAGGAUAAUUAUUUCCCUUGUCUUCAGUGAGUUGGUAGAACUGACAGAACAUCAGCACAGGAAAGUUAAAGAUGCUGCCUGAAAAUUCAGUCUGGACAAGACCAAAGAGGCUAAAGAGCAGAAGCAAGGAAACAAUCAAGUAAAGCCUAAAGAGUGCCAGGCUUCAGUUGUUUGCUCUUAAAGAUGCAAGUGGUAAUAUCACAAUAUGGGGAUAGUAGUCAGAAGUGGAAAAAAACCCACUACAAUUAUUACACUGUGAUCAGGGUGGGCAGGAGGUUGGUGAUGAGGAGAAUGCAUUGCUGAAUUUGUAAGUUCCCAGUAUAACUGUGGAUGAAGUCAAGAAAACUUUGAAAGGAAUGAGUAUGUGCCAAGCAAAAAACUACAGACUUAAUCAAUGAAUCAGGUGAUUUCAAAGUUAAAAAGUAGCUUAAAUAUAUGCAAAAUACUUGCAGAGUUUUAGAGUUACUAGAGUCUGGAAAUUGUCUUAUGUACUAAAAGGCAACAUAAAAGACGAGGAUCUACUGACUAAUUAUCUUCUCCACGUAACCUACAAACAAUUCAUUAAGAUCAUAAUUAAGAAAAUAAAUGCAACCCUUGAGUUUAACCAGGGGGCUGGGUUGCUCAGUGGGUAUGGUGCUUGGCUUGCAACUGUGAGGUUAAGAGUUUAAUACCCGGCUCACAGCAGCUUAUCAGUAAGAGAAAUAGUGCUCUCGUAACCCUGGAAAAGAUAGGAAGACCAAUCAAAACAAUGACAGUGGUAUUAGGAUUACUAAUCACAACAUUCAAUGGCACAGUGGUAUCACAGGAGGAACUAAAUGGCCCAUGUAAGUGAAUGGUUCAGUGAAUGGGUGAUUCGGUUCAGCAUGGACAGAUGCAUUGUCUUGGGGAGGCGGUGGCUGUGAUCAACAUGUGGUCAUGGUGAGUCCGUGGACCUAGGUUUGAGUCCCACCAAACACGCUGAUUUUUCAAGUCGUCACUGAGUGGUGGAAGAUUACUCACAUGCAGCCCACAUCUUCAAACAACCUUAACCCUGUAGCAGCGGGGAUCAUGUUUCUUAAUGGUCCCUCCAAGCGAGAAAAAAGAAAAAAAUUACCCCUCGCACAAACCAUUUCAUAAUAUUUAUCAAGGCAUUUUUGAUCAGAUUAUGUAUCAUUUAUUUUUUUGGGUUUAUAUUGUGGCACAAAUUUGGCCCGUCGCUGCUACACGGCAAAGCCACAAAUUUGGCCCGUUGCUGCUACCGGGUUAACCUCAGCGACUUUGUUCAAGUGGAGCAUUGGGGGCACAAGCAAAGGGUCAUACAUCAGCAGCCACUAUAAAUAAAAUUCACCUGAGCCACUAACAGGCUUGUACUGUCCAAGAGGCCCCUCAUGAGAGCCUACUGGUACUACAGGCAGUACAUAAAAAAAAUAGUGUAGGAAAAAGUACCCCCAUAAGUAACUACACAUCAAAUAACAGUUCUUGACCACUCCAGCUGCAAAAGAAAUUGGGGUUUGUGUGAGCCCUGACUUUGACCCAGAAAUCACCAUAUUACUGUCAAAGUGCAACCAGUCUGGGGGCAACUGGAGUGCAGAAGUUACCUCUUAAGUGUAUCUUGCACUGGUUACUUCUCCCUUCACUGGUUAGGCCUCACCUGGAUUAUACAGUUGAGGUUUGGUGUUCCUAUUACAGAAACACUACAUUUAAAUAUCCACGAAUCAGUACAGAGAAGUGUGACUAAAAUUAUCCUUCUCUUUCUCUUCCUCCUCCUCAGUUAUGUUAGCUUUUUAUAAUUCAGUGGUAAGAUCUCACCUUGGAUAUGCAGUAGCUACGGUUCUGGUCCCAUAAAUAAUUAAUUGACCGUAUUUCGUUUCAUCAGCAGUAAAUUUAAUACUGAAGUGCUCUCAUCUGAUCUGCAGGCAUGAAGUGACUGUCGAGCAGACGAAACCACUAGAAUGGUCAACCUUGUAAUGAGCCAUUGAGCUUUAUGUUGCCUGCAUUCACAUGUUUCCACGUUACGUAGGUACUACUUGUUUAGCUGUCGGAUGAAGGGUGAGUGCAAAUUAGCUUUUUCACCCCAUCUCACCCUCUACCUUUCCAUCCCUCAAUUUAUCUGCCCAUCUCUUUAUCUCUCAAUCGUCCUCGUUCUCCUCCUCUUGCUUCUUCUCCUCGAUCUGCCUUCUCUCAAUAACAAUAACAACAACAACAACAACAAAAAAUAAAAAAAAUACAAUGGGGCACUUGCACUACUUCCUUUUACUUCAAUGGGGUCAGGAAAUUCGUUUACAAGAAUAAUGGCGCUUAGUUGGGGGAAAAUACGCAGCGAAGUGAUAUACUCGUACUUUAGUGGGAAAUGGAACUAUUUUAUUUGAACUUAGACCUCUUCAAAGCGACAUUUCUCCUUUGCUUGAGACUGAUGAUUGUAGUGACAGGCUCCAGUACAUUUUUCCUCACAUGGGCAGAUCAUGGAGUCGUUUCUGGUGACGUGCGUGGGGAGAGCGGAUGAGUGAGUGAGGAAGGGAGUGAUAAAGUGAGGAAGGGAGUGAUAAUUAAAGUGAGGGAGUAAGUGAAGGAGGGAGUCGGUGAGUGCUUGAGAUUGAGAAACUACAGAAGGGAGUGAGUGAGAAAUUAGUGAGUUAGUGCAUGAGUAAGUGAAUGGGUGAAUGAGUAAGUCGUGUACAGGUGUGAUGAGUAAGUGAAUGGGUGAAUGAGUAAGUCGUGUACAGGUGUGUCGGUUACAUGACAACACUACAAUUACUCGCUAUUAACAGGUGAUCAGUGACGCUAGAAUGAGAUGAAAACGAAGGACAUAGACGAGAAGGGAAAAUAAAGGAGGAUUAGAAAGAAAGAAAGGAAGGAAAGAACGGAAGUGAGGAAGGAGAGAAACUAGAUUAUAUGACCAAAGAGAAAGAUGAUAAAAAGUAAGUAAAUGAGGACAAAUUGAGACGCGGAUACGCUAAUAAGGGAACCAAGAACCAGGAGUGAUGAAGAAGGAUAAUGUGACGAGACUGAGGCACAAAAGAAGGAAAGAAUAAGAAAAAAAAGGGGAAGAGGGAGUGGAAGAGAAAAAAAGUUAGAAAAAAGAAAAGAAAAAAAAGAGAUAAGAGACAAAGACACGCUAAUGAGAGAGACAAGGUUGUAGAAUCUCUCUCUCUCACUCUCUCUCUUUCUCUCCCCAACAAAAAAAGGAGAGAAAAAAAGAUAGUAAACAGAGAAGGAAAAAAAAUAGUUCAAAGGAAGUGUAAGAGGAAGAGGAGGAAGUGCAUCUCUCCCUCUCCCUCAAAGAAAAAAAAAAAGAGAAGGAAGAGGAAGAUGGUUAAUAGAGAAAAUAAAAGUUCGAGGAAGAGAAGAGGAAGAGGAAGGGGAACUGUCUCUGCCUCAAAAUAAAAAAAGUAGUCAUUUAAAGAGAGAGAAAAAUUGAGGAAGAGGAGGAAGAGGAAUUUUCACUCCCCCUCUCU
Eriocheir sinensis (Chinese mitten crab) is the source of this 5304-nucleotide messenger RNA. It is a transcript of the gene Spx, whose product is annotated as splicing factor 3B subunit 4-like. The transcript is spliced from 5 exons. The coding region runs from base 251 to 1720 and encodes 489 amino acids. NCBI's taxonomy places the organism in Eukaryota, Metazoa, Arthropoda, Malacostraca, Decapoda, Varunidae. Gene Ontology annotation, cellular component: U12-type spliceosomal complex; nucleolus. Gene Ontology annotation, molecular function: RNA binding. Gene Ontology annotation, biological process: positive regulation of mRNA splicing, via spliceosome. The record is from RefSeq and is a predicted model, not a curated record.